This is a messenger RNA of Cylicocyclus nassatus, 933 nucleotides long. The record is from the annotation of a GenBank genome assembly. NCBI's taxonomy places the organism in Eukaryota, Metazoa, Nematoda, Chromadorea, Rhabditida, Strongylidae.
GGUCCUUUCUCAACACCAAAGAUUGACCCUGCAAGGACGGAGCGUUCCUUUAUGGAAGGAAGCACGAAACUGGAUUCGUCGCGGCUCUCUAGCGCACAAAAGGUUAAGCAUCGUCCAAAGUUACCUUACAAUGUUCCUGAACCGAGGUUUUCCGAUAUAUCUUCCAUACGUCCAAGUGAUGCAACUUUCUCUGUCGACCAAGGAGGUGCAGGCAACAUUGUUGAGAAUUCGCACUCGCACUUCUUGCUUCACACCUGCUUAUUUUGUUAUUUUGUGGAAACAGCAAAAGCAAAUUCGAUCAUCAACCACAAUCCGAGUAUGUUCACAAAAUCUUCGUCGUUCAAGUGUAUGGAUGAUGUUUUCGCCGAGUUGAGCCGAGAAGUUUUGUCUGGAAGUGGAACACCACUUAACAAAGCAUUUGCGAAGAUGGGCUUCAGGCCAACUUACAAGCAGGGUUUUGCUGAUGAUUAUAAUUACACGGUCAAGGAUUUUUCGGAUCUCACCGACGGAGUGAUUUUGGCUGUCCCUAGGGGAGACCGUUUGAGAAAAAUUGGCAAUGUAAAAGUGUGCUUGCAAACUGCUUGCGAUAGAGGAGUAGACCUAGGAGCGGUAAAGGCAGAAGCAAUUACGGGAGCAAACAAGGAAGCCAUUUUGAAGGUUCUAUGGAGGUUGGUGGGAGUAUACGUGGGAGCAGAUGAGGAGCGCGAUUUACGACGAGCAUCUCUAGCACUGGCUCAUCAAAAUAACAAAUUCAAUCUUGGCGCUGAUCCCGAUGACAUCAGUGGAGAACAAUUCGUUCUUCACAUAUGCAAGCAAAUAGAUAAUAUGGGCCAACUGCGACUGCAAUUUAAACUGUUCCACAAACCGUUGUUUGGUUGGAAAGGUUCAUUCUUUUACAUCAGUGGGUGUAAAAUGAUUUAUGAUAUAAGAUGA